Spinacia oleracea (spinach) is the source of this 933-nucleotide messenger RNA. Its product is annotated as histone-lysine N-methyltransferase, H3 lysine-9 specific SUVH5-like. The coding region runs from base 1 to 933 and encodes 310 amino acids. Lineage: Eukaryota; Viridiplantae; Streptophyta; Magnoliopsida; Caryophyllales; Amaranthaceae. The record is from RefSeq and is a predicted model, not a curated record. Gene Ontology annotation, molecular function: double-stranded DNA binding; histone methyltransferase activity. The transcript has a single exon.
AUGAAAACUGAUCUUGACCUUGGUUGCGUUUCCUUAAAGAAGCGGGACUUCACCAAAACGUCGUUCGAAUGUCCUGGAUCACACAAAUGGCGGCGCAAAGUUUCUGCUACUAAAACCAACCCAAUUUCUACUUCAAAUAUUAAGAAAACGAACCAAUUCCCAACAAUGAAAAACAGAGGUAUUGAGAAAAAUAUUGCUAGUAGUUUUAAACGCAAAAUGAUUAUGCUUUCUGAUAAUAAUAAUUUGAAUAAAACACCAUCAAAGGGAAAUGAAUAUGGAAGAGAGCGAGUGAGGGUUUUGACAACGCUUUCAAUGUUCAGAGCCAAAUGCAAGGAAAUAUCCAGAAAACAUGGAGUAAACAGAGUUGAUUUCGAAGCUAAAGAAGAGUUAACAAAACAGGGGAAAAUCCACAUUUGUUCAAGCAAAAUCAUAGGGUCUGUACCAGGUGUUGAGGUCGGGGACCGAUUCGAGUACCGAGUUGAACUCACCAUUGUUGGACUUCAUGGCAAGACUCAACAUGGGAUUGAUUUCAUGGAGUUUAAAGGGAAAUCUCUUGUUACUUGUGUAGUGGCAAAAGAAGGGUAUUUGGAUAACAUGAAUGAUUCAGAGGUGAUUACUUAUUCAGGGGAAGGUGGAUUAGUUAGGAAUAAAGAGGGAGUUUGUCCUAAAGAUCAGAAGCUUGUUAGAGGUAAUUUAGCUAUGAAGAAUAGUAUGAUUGAAAAGAACUAUGUUCGUGUUGUUAGGGGGUUUAAGCUUGGAGGUAAGUUUGGCUAUGAGAGGUAUGAUCAAACUAGUUAUUUUUAUGAUGGGUUGUACAAAGUUUUGAGUUAUGAGGUGAAGAAAGGGCCUUGUAAGAAUUUGAUUUUCGAGUUUAAGCUUAAGAGGUGUCCUGGACAGCCUAUUGUUCCUUGGUACAAGUUCAAAAUUGUUUGA